Theobroma cacao (cacao) is the source of this 1526-nucleotide messenger RNA. RefSeq names its product protein phosphatase 2CA (gene PP2CA). Gene Ontology annotation, biological process: protein dephosphorylation. Gene Ontology annotation, molecular function: cation binding; protein serine/threonine phosphatase activity. The record is from RefSeq and is a predicted model, not a curated record. Lineage: Eukaryota; Viridiplantae; Streptophyta; Magnoliopsida; Malvales; Malvaceae.
GUUAAUGGGUCUUUUCCAUUCAGUCCCAAAAGAAAAAGCUCCACCCUUUUGCCCGAAAAGCUUCGUCUUCAGUGAAAAUCACUUACGAUUUUUUUGAAGAGAAAUCGUUAUAAUAACCAAACAAAUGGCUGGAAUCUGCUGUGGAGUUGUUGGAGAAAGUGAAGCGGCAACUCCGGUUGAAACAACCUCAAGAGCUUCUCGCCGCCGGAGAAUGGAGCUCCGGCCGUUUAAGCUAGUAGCCGAUGCCGCCGUUCAAUCACCGUUAGAAAACGGGCGGAAACGCCAGAAGAUCGAGCUCGAUCUCUUACUCCCGUCUUCUCCCCGAGACUGCAAUAACGCAGUUCAAAACUCAGAUGCUAAAAAGCUAAAUGGUGUAAAUUGUAAUGGAACAGUAAAAUUAGAGAGUGAAAAUUCGGUAGAAGAAGAGAAGGUGUGGCCGAAGUUCGGGAUGACUUCCGUUUGCGGAAGGCGACGAGAUAUGGAAGACGCCGUUUCGAUUCACCCCUCAUUUUGUAAACAAAGUUAUCAAGUUCAAAUUUCGUCGGAUAUUCACUUCUUCGGUGUCUUCGACGGACAUGGCUGCUCUCAUGUUGCGAUGAUGUGUAGGGAUCGGUUUCAUGAGAUAGUAAAAGAAGAAAUCGAAUCGUGGGGAGAGAAGGCGGUGGAGUGGAAGCAGACGAUGGAGAGAAGUUUUGAGAGGAUGGAUAAGGAAGUGCAAGAUUGGACGGUGGACGCCAAGGAGAGUUCGAGUUGCCGCUGCGAACUUCAAACUCCACAGUGCGACGCUGUCGGAUCCACCGCAGUGGUCGCUAUUGUCACGCCGGAUAAGAUCAUCGUCGCUAACUGCGGUGACUCCCGCGCUGUCCUUUGCCGGAACGGCAGCGCUAUCCCCCUCUCCUGCGAUCACAAGCCGGAUCGACCCGAUGAAUUGCUCCGAAUCCAAGAAGCUGGUGGACGAGUAAUUUACUGGGACGGGCCCCGUGUUCUUGGUGUUUUAGCCAUGUCUAGAGCAAUUGGUGAUAAUUAUUUAAAACCAUUCGUCAUACCGGACCCUGAGGUGACGAUAACGGAGAGAAAAUGCGAAGACGAGUGUUUGAUACUGGCGAGCGACGGCCUGUGGGAUGUGGUGACGAAUGAUACAGCAUGUGGGGUGGCGCGUAUGUGCUUACGCGCACAAAAGCCGCCAUCACCGCCAGGGUCACCGGGCAGUGACGCCGCGGUGAGAGGUGGCGCAGCCGAGAGCUCGGAUAAGGCGUGUGGGGAUGCUUCCAUAUUGCUAACGAAGUUGGCCUUGGCUAGGCAUAGCACGGAUAACGUUAGCGUCGUCGUCGUUGAUUUGAAGAAAAAUCAGCAACCACAGUAAUAUAGAAUCAUAGAAGACUAAUAUUACCUGAAAAAAAAAAACGUAGUUUUUUUUACUAUUUUUGGAAAAUUGUAAGAUGUAGAGUUUCGAUUUCCUUCUUGAUUGGGAUAUCAAAUUGAAGGAAAAGAAAAGAAAAUGUGAAUUUUAUUUUAUCUUUUUUUUU